UGUUUCCGAACUAGCACAACCUCCUCUCCUCUCCACCAUUCCGCUCCUGGAGCCAGCCGAGCAAAUCCCCGCGUCCCCAGCUGCCAAUGGCCGCAGCGAUUCGGAGCAAAAAGUCAAAGUCGCCCUCUUGGACUACCUACUAGCUAGUUCCUGCGCUGCGCAUCCCUGUUCAUCCUCUGCCUCCCGGCAGGCGGCAGCUGCUGCUUCCCCGUCUCCUAGUCCUGGCGGUACCAACAUUUGCCAGCACCCAGCGACGGAUUUCGCCAGAAGAUCUGCGAUUCAGGCCCGUCCUGCUCACCCUCACUCGCUAAAACAGUAAAACGAGCACGAACCGCAUGGACGAUUCAGGCUAGGCAUCGCUGCACUUCUUUCGCCAAGCCCCCUCCCUCCCUCCCUGAGAGUUCGCUGGAGCGUACAGCUAGUGUGUGUAUGGAAGGAAGCGUAGCACUUCGUGGGUCGUGGCAACCGCGCUCGGCAAUACCCGGCCAACCUCAUCAUCAUAGUAGCGUGGACCGUGGAUUUUUUUUUUUGUCUGAUCGACACAAGGAAUGGAAUCGAUACCUUGCAGAGUGCCAUGGUCUGAAUGUCCAGCUUCAAUCUGGACCACACGUUGCAUUGCAUCUUGGUUGUGGGAUAGGGCCAUACGAGCAAAGUUAGGUUCUGGAUGUUGACUGCCAGAAGAACCCAUGACCCAUUUUCAAGCUUCAAUUGCUGGGGGGUCGAUCGGUGCUGGGAUUACGCUUUGCGCCUUCUCUUUCUCUUCCUUCUGGAAAUAGGAGAAGUGGAUGUCAUGAUUGGUGUCUAUCAAACCAUUUUGUACCAUAUUAGAUGGCUCGCACACACAUCGAUAAUUUGCCAACUUCUGCAUAAGUUCGUAGCAGCCUCUGUAACAUUUUGGCCAAAAUGAGGAUAGCUUUUCUCGUGCUGUUGGUUCUCUCCCUGUUUCUCCUCCCUAAUGGGAUCGGCAAAAGCUUAGCCGCAAGGCCUUCGGUCGUGAAUAUUGGGUCGAUUCUUCGGUUGAACUCCACCACUGGAGGUGUUUCAGAUGUUGCCAUCCGUGCAGCAGUGGAGGAUAUCAACUCAGACCCCACAGUUCUAAAUGGAACAACGUUACAUGUUCAAACGAGGGAUACAAACUGCGACGACGGUUUUCUUGGCAUGGUUCAAGCUUUGCAGUUCAUGGAGACUGAUGUUAUUGCGAUCAUUGGGCCACAAUGCUCUCCUAUUGCACAUAUCAUUUCGUAUGUCGCAAAUGAGCUCCAAGUUCCUUUGAUGUCCUUUGCAUCGGAUGCAACUCUGUCAUCAAUCCAGUUCCCGUUCUUCGUGCGGACUAUGCCCAGCGAUCUCUACCAAAUGGCAGCUGUGGCGGCAGUUAUUGAUUACUACCAAUGGAAGAUAGUCACUGCCAUAUACGUUGAUGAUGAUUAUGGCCGAAACGGCAUUGCUGCUUUGGAUGAUGAACUUACUGCAAGACGCUGCAAAAUUUCAUUCAAGAUUGGGUUCCGUUCCAAUGCUAAAAAAAGUGAUCUUCUGAAUCUGUUGGUUACUGUUAGUAAUAUGGAGUCUCGUGUUAUUAUUCUCCAUACUGGUUCGGAACCUGGACUCAAGCUUCUGUCACUUGCUAAUGGACUAAACAUGAUGGGCAACGGCUAUGUAUGGAUUGCUACUGAUUGGCUUUCUGCUUAUCUUGAUGCUAAUUCAUCGGUAUCUGCUGAAACUAUAAAUGGCAUGCAAGGUGUUCUGACUGUACGUCCACACACCCCUAAAUCAAAGGUGAAGAGUAAUCUGGUGUCCAAGUGGAGCAGCUUAAGCAAGAAAUACAACCACAGCGAUCUCCGCACCAGUGCUUACGGUUUUUAUGUUUAUGAUAGUGUGUGGACUGUAGCUCGGGCCCUGGAUGCCUUCUUUGAUGAUGGUGGGAGGAUUUCCUUUACAAAUGACUCAAGGCUGCGUGACGAAACCGGGGGAACUCUUCACCUUGAAGCCAUGAGUGUUUUUGACAUGGGAAACAAAUUACUGAAUAAGAUUAGAAAUGUGAACUUCACUGGGGUGUCUGGCCAAGUGCAAUUUAAUGCUCAGUUUGAACUCAUUCAUCCUGCCUAUGAUAUCAUAAGCAUAAUUGGCAACGGCAUGCGGACCAUUGGUUUUUGGUCAAACUAUACAAGAUUGCUAUCGACCGUCCUUCCUGAAGACCUAUAUUCGAAGCCUCCUAAUACUUCGCUUGCCAACCAACAACUCUAUGAUGUCAUUUGGCCUGGUGAGACUGCACAGAGGCCUCGAGGUUGGGCUUUUCCUUCCAAUGCCAAGGAGUUGAAAAUUGGUGUCCCUAACAGAUUUAGCUUUAAAGACUUUGUUAGCAAAGAUAAUGCUACUGGGUCAAUGAAGGGCUAUUGCAUCGAUGUCUUCACUCAAGCAUUGGCAUUGCUUCCUUAUCCAGUUACAUACAGGUUUAUACCUUUUGGCAAUGGUACUGAAAACCCUCAUUAUAGCCAACUUGUGCAGAUGGUUGCUGACAAUGAUUUUGAUGCAGCAAUAGGGGAUAUCGUAAUUACAAUGAGCCGAACUAAAGCUGUUGAUUUCACCCAGCCCUUCAUUGAGUCAGGCCUGGUUAUCUUGUCUCCAAUAAAAAAGCAUAUAACAAAUUCUUGGGCAUUCUUGCAGCCAUUUACAUUGGGGAUGUGGUGUGUUACAGGGUUGUCUUUUCUUGUUGUGGGUGUGGUUAUUUGGAUUCUUGAGCAUCGAAUAAAUAAUGAUUUCCGCGGCUCGCCGCGACAACAAAUAAUAACUAUUGUUUGGUUCAGUUUUUCGACUCUGUUUUUUGCACAUAGAGAAAACACAAUGAGUACCUUAGGACGUGGUGUUUUGCUCAUAUGGCUAUUUGUUGUAUUGAUCAUUCAAUCAAGCUACACUGCAAGUCUUACUUCCAUCCUAACCGUGCAACAGCUUGAUACAUCUAUAAGAGGACUUGAUGACCUGAAAAAUAGUGAUUAUCCUAUUGGUUUCCAAGUUGGUUCUUUUGUCGAAGAAUACAUGAUUAAGGAACUGAACAUCUCACAGUCGAGGCUAAAAGCUCUUGGUUCUCCUGAAGAGUAUGCUGAAAAUCUCAAGCUAGGUCCCAAGAAAGGAGGUGUUAUGGCUAUUGUUGAUGAGCGCCCCUAUGUUGAGCUGUUUUUGUCAACUUACUGCAAGAUUGCUGUUGCUGGCUCAGAUUUCACCAGCGGUGGAUGGGGCUUUGCAUUUCCAAGGGACUCCCCUCUGCAAAUAGACCUGUCCACCGCAAUCCUGACACUGUCGGAGAACGGGGAGCUGCAGCGGAUCCAUGACAAGUGGCUCAAGACAGGCGACUGCUCAACGGACAAUGCUGAGUUCGUGGACUCGAACCAGCUCCGCCUCGAGAGCUUCAUGGGCCUGUUCCUCAUCUGCGGCGCGGCAUGCGUCCUCGCCCUGCUCAUCUACCUCGGCAUCACGAUACGCCAGUACCUGAGACACGAACAGCCGGGACCAGCGAUCUCCGUGGACGCAGGGUCGUCGACGUCGAAGCGCAGUCUCCGAAAAUUCAUCUCUUUCGCCGAUGACAAGCAGCCGCCACCGAAGAAAAAGCGGGCCAUGAGCCUCUCGAGAAGUUCAAUGCCAACGAUGCCGAUGAGUAACCGUCCUGGGGCUGAUAUUGAUGUAGAAAGCUAGUGCUUGUGUAUACGUUUUUUACCUGGGAUACAUCAUCUUUGGGCCAAUCUAUGCGUCCUUCAUAUAUAUUAUGUAUAGGAAAUUAGAGCCAAAGGCUGUGUAGUGGAUUGUAUUUGUUGGUUUUUAGCACCCCAACCGCCCACGGUUAACAAGUCGUCCGAGUUUGGCAGAACUGUCAAAUUGUAUAGAGUGAGUCAAGUAGUCAACCCUUGUUCACGAACCAUUGUGAAUGGAAUAUAUGUUUGUUUCAGUUGAUUUGUUCUUUCA
This is a messenger RNA of Zea mays, 3951 nucleotides long. RefSeq lists its product as uncharacterized. Gene Ontology annotation, molecular function: ligand-gated monoatomic ion channel activity. The transcript is spliced from 7 exons. The record is from RefSeq and is a predicted model, not a curated record. The coding region runs from base 904 to 3684 and encodes 926 amino acids. Gene Ontology annotation, cellular component: membrane. NCBI's taxonomy places the organism in Eukaryota, Viridiplantae, Streptophyta, Magnoliopsida, Poales, Poaceae.